This is a messenger RNA of Condylura cristata (star-nosed mole), 6040 nucleotides long. RefSeq names its product leishmanolysin-like (metallopeptidase M8 family) (gene LMLN). Gene Ontology annotation, biological process: proteolysis; cell adhesion. Gene Ontology annotation, cellular component: cytoplasm; membrane. Lineage: Eukaryota; Metazoa; Chordata; Mammalia; Eulipotyphla; Talpidae. Gene Ontology annotation, molecular function: metalloendopeptidase activity. The transcript has 17 exons. The coding region runs from base 1 to 2076 and encodes 691 amino acids. The record is from RefSeq and is a predicted model, not a curated record.
AUGGUAACGACGCUGGGCCCGAAGAUGGCGGCUGAGUGGGGUGGAGGAACCGGUUCUUCGGGUUCGGGCCUGAGCCCAAGCCGGUGGCUUUGGAGCGUUUCUUUUUGGGUUCGAGGGGUUUUACUUCUGUUGGGCGAACUCCGCACAAGCUCCACGUCUAUUCAAGUCUCCUUGGACAGUUCUCCUUGCCGGCACCACGUCCCCUAUGACACUGAGGUCAUAAAUAAGGUCCACCUUAAGGCAAACCAUGUUGUAAAGAGAAAUGCUGAUGAACAUCUAAGAAUCAAGACUGUCUAUGAUAAAAGUAUAGAAGAGUUGCUGCCUGAGAAAAGAUAUCUUGUAAAGAACAAACUUUUCCCACAAGCUAUUUCUUAUUUAGAGAAGACUUUUCAGGUUCGUAGACCUGCAGGCACUAUCUUACUUAGCAGACAAUGUGCAACAAACCAGUACCUCCGGAAGGAAAAUGACCCCCAUAGAUACUGCACUGGGGAAUGUGCAGAGCAUACGAAAUGCGGCCCUGUUAUUGUUCCUGAGGAACACCUCCAGCCAUGCAGGGUCUGCCGUGGGGGUAAGUGGCCCUGUCCAGCAGUGGGUGCGCAAGACCAAGAGGGCAUCCGGGAUGCAGACUUUGUUCUUUAUGUUGGUGCUCUGGCCACCGAGAGGUGCAGCCAUGAAAACAUCAUCUCUUAUGCAGCUUAUUGCCAGCAGGAAGCAAAAAUGGACAGGCCUAUUGCGGGAUAUGCUAACCUGUGUCCAAAUAUGAUCUCUACCCAGCCUCAGGAAUUUAUUGGAAUGCUGUCCACAGUGAAACAUGAAAUUAUUCAUGCCUUGGGUUUCUCUGCUGGACUAUUUGCAUUCUACCAUGAUAAAGAUGGAAAUCCUCUUACUUCAAGAUUUCCAGAUGGUCUUCCACCUUUUAAUAAUAGUCUUGGAUUAUAUCAGUGGAGUGAUAAAGUAGUUCGAAAGGUAGAAAGAUUAUGGAAUGUUCGAAAUAAUAAGGUAGUGCCUCACACUGUGUAUCUCCUAGUAACACCUCGUGUUGUGGAUGAAGCCAGAAAACAUUUUAACUGCCCAAUUUUGGAAGGAAUGGAACUUGAAAAUCAAGGUGGUAUGGGCACUGAGCUCAACCAUUGGGAAAAGCGAUUAUUAGAGAAUGAAGCAAUGACUGGCUCUCACACACAGAACCGAGUCCUCUCUCGAAUCACUCUGGCAUUAAUGGAGGACACUGGCUGGUAUAAAGCUAAUUACAGCAUGGCUGAGAAGUUAGACUGGGGCCGAGGCAUGGGCUGUGACUUUGUCAGGAAGAGCUGUAAAUUCUGGAUUGAUCAACAAAGACAAAAGAAACAGAUGCUGAGCCCUUACUGUGACACACUCAGAAGUAAUCCACUGAAGUUAACCUGCAGACAGGACCAGAGAGCUGUUGCUGUGUGUAAUUUGCAGAAGUUCCCAAAACCUUUACCUCAAGAGUACCAGUACUUUGAUGAACUCAGUGGAAUACCUGCAGAAGAUUUGCCUUAUUAUGGUGGUUCAGUAGAAAUUGCUGACUAUUGUCCUUUUAGUCAGGAAUUUAGUUGGCAUUUGAGUGGUGAAUAUCAGCGGAGCUCGGAUUGUAGAAUAUUGGAAAAUCAACCAGACCUUUUUAAAAACUAUGGUGCUGAAAAAUAUGGACCUCAAUCAGUUUGUCUAAUUCAGAAAUCAGCAUUUGUUAUGGAAAAGUGUGAGAGGAAGCUGAGUUAUCCAGACUGGGGAAGUGGAUGUUAUCAGAUUUCUUGUUCACCUCAAGGUCUAAAAGUUUGGGUCCAAGAUACUUCAUAUUUGUGUAGUAGAGCCAGGCAGGUGCUCCCUGUCAGUGUUCAGAUGAAUGGCUGGAUUUACGAUGGAAACCUACUCUGCCCAGCAUGUUGGGACUUCUGUGAGUUCUGCCCUCCGGAAAGAGAACCUCCAGCCAGUAACUUGACCCGAGCUCUACCACUGGAUCUCUGUUCCCGUUCCUCCAGCUUGGUGGUUACACUCUGGCUUCUGUUAGGCAAUCUAUUUCCUCUGCUGGCUGGAUUUCUUCUGUGCGUGUGGCACUAGGAAGUGAAAAGUGAAUUCUCAAGACAUUCUUUUGUGUCAUGUUCCUCUGAACAAAGCACAGAAUCUGGAUGAGUGCCAGCUUAUGCAGAGGCAGAGUGGCAUUCUUGACUGAGUUGGAAGUAUUGACUACAAUCAGACCUUGAAGCUGAGCUUCGUAGCAGUCACGCCUCAUCAACACAACAGCCUCACAGCUUGGAGAAAGAGAACGAAUUCCAAGUCACCAAGUCUCUUUACCUUUCAGGAUACAUCACCUUCUUGAUGUUUUCCUUUGAAAAUGGGAUAGUUGGUGAAAUUUUCAGUGAUUACAUACCUCAGCAUUUUCAUUAACCUAAAGUGAUGGGAAAGUUUAUCAAUACUUUACUAGCUUAAAGAGAAAAUAAUUAUGACAAGAUUAUAAACUGUGGGUUCUGUCCUCACAAGUAUGAAUUUCCCUUUAACUUAGAAAAAACAAUUGAAUUGGGAUUUCACAAUUAUACCUACUUGAAUGUAAUGAUCAUGGUACACUUAAAAUCAUUGCUCUAAAGAGUUUCUUUUCAUUAGAUUUUGUUAAAUCUUAAUGAGUUAAUCAUGCCUGCCUUUUGCAAAACAGCUGUAUGGCAGUUUACUACUGAAGAACCAUUGUAUGGGCCCUCUUCCAGCUGUGUCUGGGCCCACUGAUAUUCAGAUCUCCACUUCCAAUUGCAUUGACUUUUAGAAUUGUGCAAGCAGAGAAAGGAAUGCACUCUGCCCUGUAAAAACACUGAAGACCUGCAAACAGAAGAAAACAUAAUUAUGUUUUUCAAACAAUUGUUAUGACAAUUAUAAUCCAACAAAAAUAGAACCAUUCCCUUUUGACCAAUGAUGACAAAAAGAAAUUCUAGUAUAGACAGGUAAGCAGUUGUUUUCAAGUGGGAAUAGAAAUUGUUACAGGAGAUUUCUAUAUCUGAAAAUUUUUUUAUGUUUAAGAAGAAAAAUAUAAGCCAAACAAGAUGGUCUGAUCGAUUUACUAAUAGCAAAGUAUAGGUUUAAUCUGGACCUAUCCAGUAGGGUCCACUUUACCACACAAUGUGUGGCUCAGUCCAUAGAAGUCUGAGAUUGUCUUUUAUUUAAAAGGAGGUAGUGUCCUUUACCUAUUGGAUUGACACUCCUGUUACCACAGAGAUAGUGGUCCCAGAAGCCAUUUUGCUCCGGUACCAGAACUUAUAAACUCCACCUAAUAAUUCCAAUUUGAAAUUUUUCAGUGAUGAAUAAUGCCAACGUUAUUCUCUCUAAAGCUAAUGAAUAGUCCAGUGGCAUUAUUAACAAAGCCUUUGGACAGUGUUUACUCGCUCAUUCCUUCAUUCAUUCAUCUGUUGGUUGGCUCUUUAAUUCAGCCUAUAGCUAUCAAACACUGAACUUAAGGAACUGUGCUAAGUGAACAAGCAGCAUAAUCAUUACGGAGCAAUUCUGACAUUUUGGCAUUAGAGCCAAAGAGCAGGCCCGGCAUAAAGGAAGGUCACCUUUCUUCUUCUUUUUUAAAUGCAUAACUUUAAAAUACAUAUUUGCAUGCUGUUUUAAGUUGGAGGUAUUUGUCAUUGUGAAAAGCUGGGGGUCUCUAAUGUGGUCAGCUUCAGCUCCAGAGAAGCUAAAAGUAAUGGUGUUCAGCCAGUCCUCUAUUUUCAGCAUAUGUUAUAUUUAAAUUAUGUCAGGUUGGAGAAAAGAUGUAGCCUAUAUUUUUAAAAGAAAAUUAUAAAAAUCUAAACUUACAUUCCUAUUAUGAUUAUGAACCACCCUGCAAAGUAUAAAGAAUUUAACCAAAAAUACUAUGGAUUAAUAUAUUUGAGAUUUACAGUGAUAAGUUGGAUAUAUUUUGACUGUUGUGCAGUAAUACCAUUUAGGUAGUAUUAUUUCCAAGCAUGGUGCUUUUUAUACUUGAAAUAUAUUUUUGCUUUAUUUUUUAUUGAUAUAAUUAUAUUUGCACUAAUGACUUUCUGGAGAAAAUAUUAUAGAUGACAUUUUUUUCUAUACUUAUUAAGCUUGGAAUCUGGUGACCCAGUGUUUUCUCUUCACAAAUAUGAAACUUGAUAAAGUUAUGUUAUAAAAUACUGAGUUUCUGAUGGUAGCUAACUACACUGGUGUCUUUCUUCUUCAAGUCUUGAAGUCUCACUGGUACUACAUAGAAUACUUGGCAAACAUUUAGAAGACCACUGAACUGUAUGAAAUUUUAAUAGGCACUCUUUAUUACUUAGAAUCCCCAUUAUAUUUUUAAAACAGUUAUUACUUAGAAUCCCACAAUAUUUUUAAAACAGUUUCUUUUAAAAUUGGAGAUUUCAGUGCAGAAUUAGUGGGCUAGAAUUCAGAAUUUAAAAUGGCCUAAAUAUUUUAUCCUGUGGCAGGUUAUGCCCUUCAUGUUAGCAAAAGCAGUUCACUGAGAAAGAGACUGCAGACUCCAGUGGUGAAAUGAGGUGGGACAGAGCUAGAGAAUGGGCAGUCCUUGAUUUGAGGAUAGUAGACUGGUGUUCUUUCUGACUCAAAAAGAGUCAAGAGCUUAUAAAAACUGACUACCUCAGUUUUUAGAACAGAUUGCAGUUCAUUUGAUAGUAUUAUGGUUCCAGUUGUCAGAAUUAUCAAGUGACUUUGCCUUUUGGGUGUUUAAAGGAAUUUAUAGGAAGGAGGCAUGUCAUUGGACUAGAACUGAGUCUUUCAUGAAACUCACUCGUAGUUAGGUAAUAUUAAUGGGGACCCUUCGAAUAUUUGCCUGAAACACAUUCUUUUCCCUUAAUUUCUUUCUGAAGAAUAUGUUUAUUAAUACCAAAUACAUGUUCUAAAAAUAUUACAAACUAUGCUUAAAGUUGUUUUUGAGCCUAACAUUUUGGCAUCGACUAUAUCCAUAUUUGAUAAAUUCGUAAAGUCUAAAUAGCUUUAGGAAGAUACAUAAGUAAUUUGACUAAUCUAUAAAAUUUUAUUCAUAUUCUCUUCAGUAUUAGAAGACUCACCAAUUGCGUGUUCACUAGAUGCUUUCUCAGGCUUGCUCUAGUAUGCCACGGCUAAUCCCGUCCUGAAUUGCUAGGUCUCCGCUGGCUCAGUAGCACUCUCGUAGUGCGCCAGCCUGCACAUCUUAUUCAUCAUAGUGUCCUGUGCCCGUUGCCUUGGCCCUGUCCCUGGCUUUGGAUAUUAAUUGGAAAGAGAAUAGCCCAUCUUUGAGGGCUGCUAAAUAGUCCUGGUAGAAGAGGUGGACUUCCCCACAACCCUACAGAUGCAUUUCAGAGUGGACACCAUUCAUGUUAAGGGCCUGUGCCCCAAAGAGUGACAUUGUAAUUAAGUCUGUGCUACUCAUUCUGAAGAAAGAACCUACCUGAAAGGAUGACUUUGUUUUUUUCUGUAAUACAUGUAGUCAGGGUUGAGGAGAAUGUGGUAAAUUAUUUUCUUUUAUGUUUACAUUUUUGACAAAAAGGAAAUUUUAGAACUAAUCUUUAUUUAUGUUAUUGAACUUUAAGUGUAAUAUAUUCCCUAGAAAAACUUUAAUAAAUAUGGCAAUUAAUCUGCAUCUUGUCUUUACUUAACAUUCAGUUUUUCUAAAACCUGGAUGAGGAACACAAGACACAGUCAUGCACUCUUACUUUGGAAGGACAAGGUGAUUAUUACAAAACAUACUUCAGUUUUUACUGUAACUGAAGUAAAAUUGUUCUAUUUAGAGAAGUGGAAUUGGUCUUAUGUAAAGGGAGCAGCCCUCCUUAAAUAGGUAAACAGGAAAGUGCAGACUAAAACAAUUUAGAGUGACCCAUCUCUGGCUGAAGAGUUUUCCUGUCCUUUUUUUCUCUACUAUGGGCACCUGAUGUGCAGGGGUGUCCACUGGAGUGUGGCCAUAGCCAUGGAGUGUGACUCUUCUUCAUAACCUGAAGGUGGUGCAAGAGCAUGUGUGCCCGACCACAUGGAGCCAAGCACUUUGUGAAACUCAUUAAACUCAGUUUGGGAGACCUACCUGCUAAGCUAUUUGUGGGAAAUU